This is a messenger RNA of Clonostachys rhizophaga, 387 nucleotides long. NCBI's taxonomy places the organism in Eukaryota, Fungi, Ascomycota, Sordariomycetes, Hypocreales, Bionectriaceae. The record is from the annotation of a GenBank genome assembly.
AUGCUCUUGUGGAUCUUUGUCUGGGACGACGAAAUUGAUAUGGGAGAAGGGUUCACGUGCACCGCCACAAAUCACGAGGAUGCUAGGGAUUACUGCAGCCGCUCCCUCCGCCACGUUGAGGAAGUGUUCGACCCAGGCAUGGCCCAUUCUAGCUCAGCCGGUCCUAAUGCCAUGAAGAUAUUCGAUCGCCUGAGCGAACAACUACGCAUCAACAUGAGCAGUGACCAAACAAGGCGAUUUGCCCACACCAUCAAGACAUUUAUCGAACAAGCAGCCGUCGAGCAAAUGGGGAACUCUGGUGGACACCACCUGCCCAAUUUUGAUAACUAUAUGAACCUGCGCCUAGACACUUCUGCUAUUGGUCCGGGCUUGGCGAUCUGCGAGUAG